GAGUUCUAUAGAAUGUGAACGAGGAGGGGGGAGAGAGAGAGAGUGGUUUGAGCGGACCUUUGGGGAAACAGUCCGUCCGUGGGGGGAUUGGAACACAAUCACUACAGAACUCCUCACGCUAUGAUUCAACGGCGCAUUCCUGAAAAGACCAUUCACAGCAUGGCACUGAAAGAGAGACUUUCGCCAAAGGGCAAAUGUUGCGGUUACCUGUAUCCCAAAAUCCCAUGGAUUUUUAACUGAACAAGAAAAAACACCCAACGAACAUCAAGUUAAGCAUCUUAAGAAGAAUAUAAAAAUAGGAUAGCAAAGAUGCAGGGGGACCUGGGCUCCCAGAGGAGUUUCAGUGUGUUGGACCGCCUCCUCCACACACACCCUAUCUGGCUGCAGCUGUCAAUCAACGCUGACUCCGCCCUCUACAUCUUGCUCAGAGAACCUGUCGGGACGUUCCUGGUGCGUAAAUGCAGCUCCAGCCAGAGGAAGAUGUUGUGUGUCCGAGUGACACCUGACAGGGCAGCGUCCUCCAUCAAGGAGUGUCUCAUAUGUGAGGAGGACUCAACCUUCGCCCUGGAGAGCUCCGCCCUCAGCUUCCCAGACCUCUGCCGAUUGGUGGCCUUCUACUGCAUCAGCAGAGAUGUGCUGCCUUUCCCUUUGGAGCUCCCAGAAGCCAUUGCUCAGGCCUCUUCCCACAGAAAGCUGGAGGCCAUCUCUCAUAUGGGAUUAGAGUUCUGGUGUCCCCUGUCAGACACCCAGAAUGGACCAGGGUGGCAGGCUCCACCCACCAUCAUUAAGGCCCCACCCAGCACCACCAAGGCUCCACCCAUCAGUGCCACCCAGGUCAAGGCAGGUCUGUCCCAGGACCUGUGUUACUUGCUGUCCUGCGGCAGACAGGAGUCUCUCUGCUUCAUCAACCCACUCUUCCUACAGGUGGAGCAGCAGCAGCAACAGCAGCCAACCCAGGUGGCGUCACACAAACGCCACCGCUUCAAACGCAGUAUGAGGGUCCGUGUCUCCACCGAGAACUCCAUGACUCUGUCUGGUGGUGGGGGGGCUGGGUCGUUCCCUUCCUCAGUCCCAGAAGACCCCCAGGACCAGGAGAGGCUCCAGCCCACCCCCCUCCAGCCCAGUCCCAACCCACACAGGAAGAUCCAUCCUGGGGCUGGCGUCCUGAGGAGGACCCCUGCACUGUCCCCGACGUCGGCAGAGGAUGAGGAUCUCGUGCCAAUAAAUGUACCGCCACCGGUAAAGGCUCCAACAGAACCUCCGGUGGUGGAGGUAGAGGAGGACCUUCCUGCUCCAGAGGAGCCCAGCAUCGAGGUGGCGUGCCUGGCCUUGGAGGGCCGCCCGGCCCCCUCUCUGGCCGAACUGGACAGCAGCAGCUCAUUCAGCAGCCUGGAGGAAGAGGAACCAGAACCAGAGGACCAGUUCUUUAAACAACCAAAUCACAACCCCCAGCACCGCCCGCCCAUGGUGCGCUCACGGGGGGGCCACGGAGGCCUGCACAGGAUGAGUGCGGCGUUUGUGUGUUUCUUCGCUCCAGAGAAGAGGCUCGCCAGGCUGGUGGAGGAGCUGUCCAGGGAUCGGAGGUCUGCGUUUGGUUCCCUGGUCCAGGAGUUCAUCCAGAGACAGAGAGAGGAGCUGAGAGAGGUCCUGGCGCAGGCUGCAUCAUCGUCUUUCUCAUCGACGACCUCCGUGGGGGUGCUCCGGGGGCUGCGGCGCUUCCUGUCCCAGGCCAAUUGCUUCCUGCUGGACAGCGGAGAGCUGUCACCCCCCCUAGAGACCCUGGUGCCUGACAAUGAGAAAGACUUAGCCCUGGAGAAGGCCAUGUUUGGCUGUGUGCUGAAGCCUCUGAGGGUGCUGCUUGGCCAGGCCCUCCUCUCCCUCCACAGACAGGACGGCUCCACCCAGCGCCUGGCCUGCAGUCUCCUGGACUGCCAAGAGGGGGCGAUGGAGCACCUUGGGGUGCUUGUGGGCGUGCCCGACACCCGUGGCGUGGAGAGGGUGAGGCAGAAGCUGGCUCUCAUGCAGCGCACCCACUCGCCCAUAGACAAGAUGCUGCUGCUUCUGCAGAUGUGCAAGGCGGUCCAGAAAGCCAUGGGGGCCCUCCACGACGGUGGACAGGAAGUGAGCUCGGCGGACUUCCUGCCGGCGCUGUCCUAUGUGAUAGUGAUGUGUAACACACCUCAGAUCCUACUGGAGGUGGAGUACAUGAUGGAGCUGCUGGAGCCCUCCUGGCUCACUGGGGAGGGUGGGUACUACCUGACCAGCGUCUAUGCCAGCCUGUGUCUGAUCCAGAGCCCGGAGGCGGAGGGGGACCAAGUCCCCCCAGGAGGUCUGACUCGUGAGGCACAGGAUGGGCUGAGGGAGUGGGGCCGCAGACGCAGCCUGGAAGCCAAGAGCCACCAGGAGAGACAACAGAACCAGAGGUGCGUUCGGGUACUGUUCCAGGACGGCGGGCGCAGUGCUGUGCGGACGCUGCAGUGGAGAGCCGGCGAGAGCAGCGAGGCCCUGGCCCAGCUCUGUGCCUCCACCUUCGCCGUCUCCGAGCCCCAGGACUACACCCUCUACUGGAGGUCCGGGGGGGAGAUGAGGACCCUUCCCACCCAGGCACAGCCUAAGGAUCUGGCCAGCCACAGCGAGGGAGGCCCCUCUCUCUCCUACCUCCGCACGGACCACGACUUCAGCAAGAUGCGGCGGCUGACCAGGGGGGGAGCUGUGGACCUGGAGGAGUCUAUGUGUGAGGAGUGAUUGAGGGAAGGAGAGAGGAAGAGAGGGAAGGGUAAUUCUCGGAUCUCAGCGUUUUUCGAUUGGUUGAUUGAUUAAAAAAGAUGUGUUGUGUCUUGGACGUGUUGUCAUAACUACAGCCCACACUAAAGACUAAGGGGCAAGUCUCAAAUGGCACCCUAUUCCAUAGUGGAGGUUUAAAGGUAGUGCACUGCACUACAUGUUGGUUGAAAGUAGUGCACUAUAUGGGGAAUAUGGUGCCAAAUGUAGUGCACUAUAUGGAGAAUAGGGUGUCACUUGAUACAGCCUUAGAUAAAGGGGAGGUUGGUAGUCUAUUAUUCACAUCACUUCUGUGCAUCAGUCUGCUGCUCCCUGGUUGGAACCAUAGAAUUAGAAUGAAUUCUAUGUCUAUGUUCGGAACCCUGUUAUUGAGGGUUGGGGUGGGGGGCUAAACCACUAGCUACCAGUAUGUCCUUUGUACAAGCAACAUAAAUAUUUUUUACAAGACCAAACCUCAAUACCAAAGUUAAGAAAGUAAAGUCAUACACAUAGGAAUGUGUGAAGCUUAAAGGAUAAUCUUUACUUUAACGUAAGAUGGACGUGGUUCUUUUGACUUAUUUACAGUGUUACGGAUAUAGGAGUAAAUAAGAGCCAAUACAAGCAAACGCCAUGAAGCCAUUUUGUGAUUCUGGGUCUGAGGUACUGUUGAUGUUGACGCUGCCAUCUCUCGUCACAUAUUGUCGACAGUUGACAGGGUGGGGGAAAAUAUUCUAAACUUUACAAAUAGACAACAUGUAUGAGGACUUUUGUUAAAUGGCACAAUAUCUCCUUGUUUUACCAACUGAAUUUCACUUUACGAUAAGAAAGGGACAUAUAUCAGAAUAAUACCUUUUUUUAUGUUUUACUUUCAAUUAUUGUUUCUAUGGAACUGCUAUAACAUUCCAUGAAAAAAGGAGCUUCUCAGAGAAAAGACAAUCUGUGACAACGGCCAAUAAAAAUGGGACCACGCUAUACCUCAUGGUGAUUGGUUGAAUGUAAAGUCACCAUGGUGACUCCUCCUGCUGCAGGUCAUCUUUGUCAACUGACUGUUCAACUCAAUGUUAUUAUUUUCAAAAAAACACUUAUGAUAAUGUAUUAUUACAAUAAUUGUUUAAAAUGUGGAAUAGUUAUAUUUAAUAUGAAUCACAAGUUUGUUUAUGAAAGUGAAAUAUUUUACUUAGUGAAAGUUUUCAUUGGACGACGGUUAAUUUAAAGACGAACAAUGGCACAUUCUCUGAAGACUAUUGCAUGCUGAUUUAAUUUUAUGUAAAGAACCUGCAGGUUUCGUAUGUGAUGCAUGUGUUGAUUGUGUUGAAAAAUGCAACAUUAUGGCAUUCACUACUUCUUUUAAUGUAUAACACAUUGCUGUAUUAUGUCCAGAAUUACAAAAUCGCAAUAAAAUUGCAAUAUCUGUUCAUAGUGCUGUUACAUGAUGUAUUCUUUGUUUAUCAGUGUUUGCUGCCUAAAAUAUGUACAGUAAUAUCAUGAUGAAGUUAUAAUGCAGAGGAAAUGUUACAAGUCAGAACUGCGAGACAGCUAAUUACUAUUCUUAUAUAUCAGACAGAUUCUGGCAACCUCAAACCACAACGGUCACAAAAUCUUUGACUAAUCAUAUUCUCUACACUGUCGGAAUAAACAAAUAUGGCUAUUUUUCCAACUGUGUUUACACAAAUGAUUGGUGACCGAGAAUAAGUGAUAACUAACAUUCUUUAAAGACACAAAGAUAUAGUCCAAUACUGAAGGGCAAUUCAGUCAUGAAAGACCAUAACAUUCACUUUAUUCAAUUUGGCAUUUAGAUUAAAGUCAGUUGUGUUUCUUUUCAUAUGCAUUUGAAACAA
Messenger RNA from Salvelinus sp. IW2-2015, 4598 nucleotides. RefSeq names its product ras and Rab interactor 2-like. Gene Ontology annotation, cellular component: endocytic vesicle; cytosol. The record is from RefSeq and is a predicted model, not a curated record. Gene Ontology annotation, biological process: vesicle-mediated transport. NCBI's taxonomy places the organism in Eukaryota, Metazoa, Chordata, Actinopteri, Salmoniformes, Salmonidae. Gene Ontology annotation, molecular function: guanyl-nucleotide exchange factor activity; small GTPase binding.